Molecule: messenger RNA, 472 nt
Organism: Aaosphaeria arxii CBS 175.79
Lineage: Eukaryota; Fungi; Ascomycota; Dothideomycetes; Pleosporales
Exons: 4
Coding region: 1-321 (106 amino acids)
Source: RefSeq, a predicted model, not a curated record
AUGACCGAUCUCGAACUCUCCAAAACCUCGAAGUCACCAGAACCCAUAGCGAAUAUGCGUUUGUACGGGAUUCUUUCGGUCGCUUUCGGCGCCAUUGCGCUUGCUGCACCCACGCCGCAGGGAGAAGAUGUCGCGAACAUUGGUCCAUGUCCGCGCGACUGCUGGAACGAAGCCGCCGCAGAAGCCGGCUGCGAUCCCAACGUCGACGACGACUGCCUAUGCGGUCCUUUCUUCGAUGGCGUCACCUCAUGUGUCUCCGAGACAUGCGGAAUCGCCGAUAAUCUCUCGACGCUUUACUUCCUCGAGCCAGCAUGUGCAUAGGGACGAAGGAAUCGUGGGAAGCAAAAAUGAAAACAAAGACUGUAUUCUAUCAUGUAUCAAAGGUUAGCGGUCGGCUGGAGCGAUCGUCGGAAAGAAAACGGACGAGUACGAUAAAUACCCCCGCAUUUGAGUUAUACUUUCAAUGAAUCAC